Osmia bicornis bicornis is the source of this 5198-nucleotide messenger RNA. RefSeq lists its product as uncharacterized. The record is from RefSeq and is a predicted model, not a curated record. NCBI's taxonomy places the organism in Eukaryota, Metazoa, Arthropoda, Insecta, Hymenoptera, Megachilidae. The transcript is spliced from 11 exons. Bases 356 to 2428 code for a protein of 690 amino acids.
GGUGAUAUACUUCAAGUUCGUUUUAAUUGUAACACGAAAAUAGGAAGUGUUAGAAUCGUUUUAGUACAUGUCUAUACAAUUUUAAUUAUUUUUAUUUACAAUAAAUAAACAAAAAAACGCAAAAUUUUCAGAUUUAAGGUUCAUCGUAUGUAUGAAGUAUGAAGUAUUUAUCGAAUUAUAUAUUUAAAUAAUUUUCAAACUUAAGAGAAUACAUAUACGCGCCUUUGUUAUCUACCCCUUCUGUAUAAUAUUUCAAUAAAAUGAUUGUUCAAAAUUAUUCAAACAUACAAGAUGGUGUACACGUGGUAAGCACCAGGAUGAAUAUGCUGGCAAACAUCCCGACACGUUAUGCAUAAUGAGCAGCAAGGUAAAUGCUGGAUGCAAAACUGUUGUUGCACGAACUAAUAAAAAUAUAUUGGAAAAUAAGCAACAUUUGCCUACAUCUGAAACAUCUCAAGAAGGUCUUAUAUUAUAUGAUAACUGUAAUACUUUAAUAGAAGUUUGCGUUAAAACUAAGGGUCGUAAACGUACAUCAACCAUGGUUAGCAGCAGUUCACCUAGUCAUAAAGGAAUAGAGGCAAAAAAACGACCUAGUAGUAGUGGUGAUUCUCACCAAAGCUGGGGUGGAAUUUUGAGAGAACAAAAUCGGGUAGCUCUAAAGCAAGGUUUGCAACAAUUAACCAAAAGAGCAUCUGGUUCAAAGUCAUCAAAAUGUGGAAGUGAAUCUAGAGAAACUAAAAAGCAUUCCUUAAAUCAUCAGAAGCAUGAACAUAAACACUUGGAUGAAAUUCCUGUAAAACAAUCAGUUUCUCAAAAGAGAAUUGAAGAUCAUAUGAAAUCCACACCAUGUACUACAGUUCCAUCAAGUACCUCUAUACCAAGUACUAUGCAAGCUAUAAUGGUUUGUGACAAAGGUGUGCAGUGUGGUGGAAUACUAGAUUAUUCUGAUGAGAAAUAUGGUGUAUUAAAUCCAGUUCGUACAUUAAACUUUCUGAUGACAGAAUUGAAACAUUUAGUAAAAGAUGAGAGAGCUAAUAAAAUUUUAAAUGAUAUGGAACAAAUACUCUUUAGAAUUCCAAUAGAACCAGGAAAACCAUUUCCUGUGGAUCCAGAAGCUAAGGCACUUUGUACAAAAUUAGAAGCUACUACAAUUCAGUUGGAAGAGACAAGUAGAAAAAUGAAUGCAAUGUGCGAAUCAUUACGCGAGGAAAGAGAUUCAUUGCAAAGGCAAGUUCAUAAACAAGUAUUACUGUUAAACGAAUCUCGCGAAAGACAGUUAGACUUGGAGAGCACUAUGAAAACGUUGAAACAAGAACUAGAAGAAGCAAUAAAAAUAGCCCAAACUAGAGAUAAAACGAUAAGUGAAUUAAAGAAAGAGAUAAAGGGAUAUGAAUUUUCGCAAAAUGUUGUAGCAGAUUUAAGGAUUAAUCUAGCCGAACAAACGGAACUUGCAAGACAAAGGCAUUUAGAAGUGCAAUAUCUAACUCUUGAGAAAGACAAAUUUUUUGCCUUAUCUUCAUAUAAAGAUUCUUUAUUGAUUGAACUUCGUAAUGCUAUCAAGGAGUUGCAAAAUCACAUCGCGGAUCAAUUAAGUGGUUUAAAGAAUAUCUGUAUUCCCGCAGAAGAUGCCAAUCUACAUAUUUCAUUGGUUCACGGAGGUCUUGCAUGUUCAUCGCCUACAUCUAUGUCUUCACAAGAUUCUAAUGUACCUACUUCUUGGCACGAUAUGUCAGACGUUUCUUUGUCUACAGUGGAUCAUAAUCCACCUAAAAAUGGGAAUGUACAAAGAUUUACGCAAAAAACGAGCAAAGCAUUAACUGUUUCGGAAAGUCAAAUGAAAAAUUCGGAUAAGAAACGAAUGAAGAAUGUUAGGGAAUCACAGACUAAAGAUUCUGUCAAUUUAGAGUUUAUUAGCUUACCCGGAGGAGAAUCUUCUCACACACUUUUACCUUCUUACAAGGAUCUUGGUUAUACAGAAAUUAGCCAAUCUGUUAACAAGGGGAAAGAAGAUGUAGUAACAACGAUUGGUAAUGAGAAAAAUGAUGGUUUACGGAACUCUAAGAGUAUCGGUAAAAUAUCAUCGUCGGAACAUUCAAAUUUGUGUCCCGAGAAAGAAACUCGUGUAAAAGAUCCACCUAAAUCUCAACAAUCUUUGGAGCUAAAUAAAAAACAAAGUUCCGGGAAAAAGUUGCAUUCAGCAGAGGAUGUUGCUAACACUUUAAAAAACAAUUUACCUCACAAUUUAAUAGGUUCUAGUAUAACGGAACAGUUUCAAAAUAUGUUCCAUGACAUUAGGGUUCAAAGUAGAAUGCCAGUUAAUGUACCAAGUCCACCAAGGAAUUAUCCCCAUCCUGAUUGGAGCGAUAGUACUUUGCCUAGUAUUAGUACCGCUUCAGAAUUAAAUGUGAUACAAUUGAAUGACACUUAAGAUUAUAUUAACUUUUUCAGCAAAGUAAUAUCAAACAUCGUUACGCAAUUAAAUUAUUCUUUAUCUAAAAACAAAGUUUUAACAAACAUAUAAAUCGAAUUAUAUUUUUGUGACCUCGACAAUUUUACAGUAUAUUUUUAAAUAAUAAUUUACAAGAGAUACAUAUAGUAUAAACUGUAUCAAUUUUUGGCUCAAAAUGUAUUUUCCUACUAAUAUAUGGUGUGUAUAUAUAUAUAUAUGUAUGUGUUUAUUUUUGAUUUUGAUUUAUAAGUAAAAUUUGUACACAAUAAUAUAUAUAUAUAUGAUUUAAAAAAAUAUUGUUUAUAGGUACAAGUUACAUUAUUGAUUAAAAAAGAUGAUACAAGAGGUGUAAGAAGUUACAUGUAACAUAAAUGUUACAGUUAUAUUAAUUGUACAUAAGCGAAGGAAAUCCUUCGGGGUAACACAUUGGUGUUAAUACCAAAGCACAUAGUGUGGUAUUGUUAUUUAUAUAAUGUGAAAUUAAAUUAAAUGGAGAUUUGUAUUUUGUUUAUAAACAUGAUGAUGCAUUCCAUUGACAAUGCAUAAAAGGUAGCAUAAGACUGCACAUUUCUAAGAAAUUAUUGAUAAUUUAAUUGAUAUUUUGAUAAAUAAAAAGAGAUGCGUUCGCUUGUAACAAACAGUUAUUCUUCAUAUUCUCAAUCUACAGUCGGCAAAUUCUUGCUAAGAAACCAGAAGGACAUAAUAUAAAUAUGGCAUGAAAACCCAGAUGUAUAUAUAUAUAUAUAUAUAUAUUUUUUAUCACAUAUGUAUAUAUACAAGUAAAGUAUAAUACUUAUAUUUUGUAAGUCUUUAUAGGAUUAAAAGGGAACAUUUUAGUACACGUAAAACAUUCAUCAAUUUUGCAUAAAGACGUCUUUAAGUACAUAUACAUGUUUCCCAGUAAGCGUGUACAUGUAUACUCUCUUUUCUUCACGAAAAAUUCGAUCAUUCUUUUUAUUUAUUUAUUUUUUUCUUUCUAGAGACCGAGAAACGUUCAUUUACUAACAACUAUCAUAAUACAAAUACAGUCCUAACAUUCGAUACGUGUAAAAUAAGUAAUGUUAAUCUCGAAACGAUAAGGACUGUCUUUGUAUUUGAACGACUUCGAUGAAGAUUGCGAUAAAACGUGAAAUAUUAAAAAUGUUUAUUUAUACGCGUUUGAUUUCACGAACGAACCUUCCUCGAUUAAAUUUCAAACAGACUUCCACUCUAUUCUCAAUAUGUUUUUUAUUUUUUCUUUAAAUCCAUGGAAAAUUACAAAUACGAAUUCUCACGACAUUUUUCUCAUUCUUUCAUCGAAUUGAAAAAAAAAUCACAUUGCAUUCGAAAACGAUGCGAAACACUUGCACUCUCGAAGAAAAUUCCUUCGUAUUCGCGAAAGAUUAAAGUUCCCUUGUCGGAUACGUAUACUUUCACGUACAGGUCAGUACGAUUUUUCUUACGGCAUACUCGAGGUGUCUUAAAAACAUAAACUAUUCAAUUUAUUAAUGUUUCCCGAUGGUCAUCGUGAUUAACCUUAGAAACAGUUAUUCUUAACUCAUGAUAUAAAAGUUUUCUUACCCUAAGAAGAAUGUAGAAAUCGAAGAUCGCAAUUACAUAGUAACAAUUUUUUGAAUUGAAACUCCCGCGAUAACUCGAAACCCUUGUCGAUCGAUAUUUCGAUAAAUUCUUUCUUCUUUACAGUGGAGGAAAUGUACAGAGCAGACGCGUCCUCGUGGUUGCCGUGAAUUCGAAAAAUCUUUCGUCAAAGUACAUAAAUACUUGGGUUCGUAUAUUAUUUCAUUAUUUGUCGUACGAAAUUACCAACCUCUCGGUAAUAAUCUACGAUUAAAUCACGAAUCACAAACGUUUCGUUAUUUUUUUAUGUAUUGUUAUCGUAAUGACUCUGAGGUAAUUACGUAUGUUCAUAAUUUAAGAAAAAAAUCAGCAUUCAUUCAACAUUAUUCUGAAUUCUUUUCGGGAAAUAUAUCUUCAAAUCUUAUUUCAUAUUAUAAAAUGAAAUUUUCGUAUAAUCCCACUUUGUAUCGAUCAUCCCAUCGGGGAUUGUGAGGUUAAUUAACAUCGAUUACCAUUUGAACAAGCGUUUGGCAGUUACAGAAGAAUAAAAAUUUUGAAACUGCUUCGCGCUCGUCUUGUUGAUCAUCAAUGUUAUGUAUAGAAGGUAGUCGCACGUGCUGUUUACAUUUGAAUCUAGACGCGAGGCGGUCGGCUCAUUGUAAAGCGGGUCAAAACAAAAUGGCUUUACGAACACGCAGUUGGCUACGGCGCGUGUUUGGAUACGAAUCGUUCGAGUCGAAUAACGUACGAAAUUGCGUUUAAUCGUGUCAAAUCGGUAGUACUUUCGCGAUCAGGUUACUUAAAAGUGCUCAAAUAGUAUAUUUAUAAAUCGCGAACGUGUUUUUCGCGUGUGUAAAGUUUGUGAACAAGGAAAACCGAGGAUAGAUGAACCGACCACACAGCCAUGGUUACUUCCGGCAUAUCCUUCGAGGGGUCACAGACAUCGAAGGAACUGGCGUACCGGAUAUCGAAGAUCUUCGUCGAUUGCCAAUCGAUACAAGCGAAAUGGGUCUCGGAAAGAGAUAUCGUCGUUGUUAUCAUGGAAACUGAAAAGUCAACCCCGAGAACCUUCCUCUCAUCUUAUCGUACCCGGUCAUAAUAGUUGAGUUUGUGGAUUCAGCAGUUGAAACUAUGUUCAACACUAGCAAAAGAAAAUGUAGAGAAGAACAAUGAAAGCACGGACCAGUUGUUA